GCGAUCGGAAGACCGUGUUCCAACAUUGACCAAGGCCCCCACAUUUGGAAAUUGUAAAGACGCAGGCACUGAGGCACAAACAGCACAACGCAAGGUGGUCACAGACGGUGACAAAACCUCCCUGAGUCUCAGCCUCUCAGGUUGAGCUUCGGCAUGAUAUGCGCCGCGUUCGCUCAGCCGCCAAUUGGAGGCUUCCCAGCCAUUUUAAAACCACUGUCUUCAUCGUAAUCUGUGCCAACCGUCAGUGCUUCAAGUGAAAGACACCUCAACUUCCUCAACCCUCACAAGCUACAAUAAAAUGAGCGACAACUUCCUCUGGGGCUACGCAACCGCGUCCUUUCAAGUGGAAGGCGCCGUUGACGCUGACGGUCGUGGUCCUUCCAUUUGGGAUACAUUCACCCACAUCCCGGGUAACAUCGCCGAUGGCUCAAAUGCAGAUGUAAGCGUCGACCAGUAUCAUCGCGCAGAGGAGGAUAUCAUGCUUCUCAAAACACUUGGGGCAAGGGCCUAUCGAUUUUCGAUUUCCUGGUCUCGCGUCAUCCCCCUCGGCGGCAAAGAUGAUCCGGUCAAUGAGGCAGGCGUCGAAUACUACGCAAAGUUGAUUGAACUUUGCCAUGCUCACGGCAUUGUGCCCUUUGUUACUUUGCAUCACUGGGACACGCCUCAGGCUUUGGUCGAUCGAUAUGGAGGCAUGCUCAACACUCAAAAAUUUGUACCAGAUUUUGAGCGAUAUGCCACGGUGUGCUUCGAUCGUUUCGGCAGGGACGUUCGACACUGGCUGACAUUUAAUGAGCCUUGGGUCAUCUCUAUCCUUGGCUAUGGGAUUGGCGCAUUUGCGCCUGGGCGCAGCUCGAACAGAUCACAUCGAGCUGUUGGCGACUCGAGCACUGAGCCUUGGAUUGUUGGCCACAGCUGCAUUCUCGCCCAUGCCUCCGCAGUACGAGUGUAUCGUACAUGCUUCCAAGCUCAUCAGCGUGGUCAGAUUGGUAUCACCUUGAACGGAGACUGGGCCGAGCCUCUCGAGCCAGAUAAUGCAGAGCAUGUGGCGGCUGCUCAACGACAUCUCGAAUUUUGGAUCGGAUGGUUCGCAGAUCCUAUCUAUCUGGGCGAUUAUCCAGCAAGUAUGCGAGCGAAGCUGGGCGAUCGGCUGCCAUGUUUCACUGAUGAAGAGAAGGACUUGGUCAAGGGCUCCAGUGACUUUUACGGUAUGAACCACUACACAUCUAACUACAUUGUGCCUGAUGAAUGCUCUGGCGUAACGGAGUAUAUGGGCGAUGCAAAGUAUGUAUACGAAAAGGAUGGUAUUCCCAUUGGCCCGCAAGCAGAGAGCACUUGGCUGAGAGUCGUUCCAUGGGGCUUUCGAAAGCUACUGAAUUGGAUCCAUCUCCGGUAUGCUAUGCCGAUUUAUGUGACGGAGUUUGGCUGCUCUGUACCUGGCGAGUGUCAGAUGUCCCUAGAUCAGAUUGUGCAAGACGACUUUCGAAUCAAUUAUUAUCACGGCUACCUGGAUUCUAUGCUGGAGGCGAAAGAGGUCGAUGGGGUUGACGUUCGAGCCGCCUUCCCUUGGUCGCUGCUGGACAACUUCGAAUGGGCGUCGGGCCUCAGUGUACGAUUUGGAGUCGUCCACGUCGACUAUGACACGCUUGUACGCACGCCAAAGGCCUCAUCUGCCUUUGUCAAAAAGUGGUUCGAAGACCACCAUGAACGUUUGCAGCGCUAAUGAGUGGACCAAUGGAUUAGCUUUGUGAAAAGGUUUCAAUGUGGUGUUCACGUCUACUACAGUCAUACUACCGGUUAUUGGAUAUUUGUGAUCGUUCCCAGUAUAGUUCCCGAACAGUGUGACAUAAUCGCAUAAGCUAGGCU
This is a messenger RNA of Protomyces lactucae-debilis, 1863 nucleotides long. RefSeq names its product putative beta-glucosidase. Lineage: Eukaryota; Fungi; Ascomycota; Taphrinomycetes; Taphrinales; Protomycetaceae. The record is from RefSeq and is a predicted model, not a curated record. Gene Ontology annotation, biological process: carbohydrate metabolic process. Gene Ontology annotation, molecular function: beta-glucosidase activity. The transcript has 2 exons. The coding region runs from base 299 to 1720 and encodes 473 amino acids.